Dicrocoelium dendriticum is the source of this 435-nucleotide messenger RNA. The record is from the annotation of a GenBank genome assembly. Lineage: Eukaryota; Metazoa; Platyhelminthes; Trematoda; Plagiorchiida; Dicrocoeliidae.
AUGGAGCCAAAACAAGUGUACGAAGGUGAAAAUCAGUCAGUCGUCCUCCGUUGUUUCCUAACGCGUUCACCAAUCGCUGAGGAUAGCGUAUACGUGAUAUGGAGGUUUCGACAUAGUACCCAACCCGCUCCACCUGCGAACUGGGCAUUUAUGCAUCAAGAUGAUGAUCUGGCCCGAUGUCCCGAUCCACCAAAGCUGUGCGAAUUUGUCAACCAGUAUACUAGUAUAUUGGCAACGAAAGACAUGGCUAGUCUUAACGAUCCGCGGUUAAAUGAGACAGACAAUGCACUGAUCACAGCCAGGCAGCUGCACACCUUGCAUCUAAAAAGAGUGGCAAGAGAAUUUGACGGAACAUUUCAAUGCUACACAUUGGUGAAUUUGGACGCAAUGGAGCAAAGAGCAUAUCUUCGGGUUCUGAGUGAGUCAACCAAUUAA